AUGUUUUACCCUCACCCCGAACCUUCACACUCUGAACUUGCCAUACGACCCACAUCGAAUGUCUUUGUGGACGUGAGUGACGUGGCCAUUGCCCUUCCGCUUUCUCCUCAGUAUUCAUUAAAGUCAUCGAUCUUGGACAAUCAAUCAACUACUAUCACUCGAAUGCACGGAGAUGACGCAUACAUCAAGCGCGGCUGCGGAACAGCCGAAAGGAAACGAGAGCGUUGGAUUGGACAUCGAGCGGACUUAUGGGUUAGCGCGACCAAUCGCGCCAACAGCUCGCGAUAUGGCACUCAGUAUUGGAGGGAAUAA
Ramularia collo-cygni is the source of this 312-nucleotide messenger RNA. RefSeq lists its product as uncharacterized. The record is from RefSeq and is a predicted model, not a curated record. The transcript has a single exon. NCBI's taxonomy places the organism in Eukaryota, Fungi, Ascomycota, Dothideomycetes, Mycosphaerellales, Mycosphaerellaceae. Bases 1 to 312 code for a protein of 103 amino acids.